CCUCCGCGCUCCACCACGCCUGGAGCGACGUCACACCAAGGUGCGAGAAGAAGAAGAGCGCAUUUUUCCUCCCUUCAUCAUCCAAAGAAAACACACUGACACACACCGUGGUCCUCCUCCUCUUCCUCCUCUUCCUCCUCUGCUCCCGCAAGACCUCCACUGAGUCAUUUCCAAAAGGCUAAAGACGAGCCGGGACAACCGAACGGCACCGCAAAUCCACGCGCUCUGCCUCAUCAUCCAAGGACGUAUUCUUUUUUGGAUUGCUUUUUUUUGGUAUGUUCGGACGGAGGCACUUUUGGGUCGCGUUUUGCGCUCGGCGCGUCGGGGAGCUUGUAACGUGACAGAACCGGAGCGACAAUGAAGAGUUCACCCGCACCUUUGGACCUCGGCUCAGUCACCUCUUGACCGACUUUGCUGCGCAUUAAGAUGCGCCCGAUGGGAGGGGAGCUGGAUGAUGAACAUUGAUUGACUUGACGUUUCCUGAAGACAAAAUCGAGAGGAGGAUUGUGUUUUGUUUCGUUUUUAGAUCUGAAAAAGUCACCUGGAAGUUCUGAAGCGCGCAAACAUGACGGUUCGCCUGUCCCGGAUCCAACUGGCUCUGUUCUUUAUCUUGCUUUGCCCGGUCAAUAUCAUCGGAUUGUGGUGGGCGGUGGGCAGUCCGCUACUGAUGGACCCCAACAGCAUUUGCAGGAAGGCAAAGCGGCUGGCGGGGAAGCAGGCCGAGCUGUGUCAAACUCAGCCGGAGAUCGUCAGCGAGGUGGCCAAAGGGGCCCGGCUGGGCAUCAGGGAGUGCCAGUACCAGUUCAAGUACCGGCGGUGGAACUGCACCAGUCACAACAAGUACUUUGGAAAAAUACUACAACAAGAUAUCCGGGAGACGGCGUUUGUGUACGCCAUCACGGCGGCCGGCGUGAGCCACGCGGUGACCCAGGCCUGCAGCAUGGGGGACCUGCUGCAGUGCGGCUGCGAGGCCACCAGGAACAGAGCCCCCCCCAAACCUCUGUCGUCCUCGUCCGGCGACGGGGUCAAGUGGGAGUGGGGCGGCUGCGGAGACGACGUGGAGUUUGGCUAUGACAAGUCCAAGCAGUUCAUGGACGCCAAGAGGAGACGCGGCAAAAGCGACAUCAGGACGCUCGUCGACCUGCACAACAACGAAGCUGGACGACUGGCAGUGAAGCUCUACAUGCGGACAGAGUGCAAGUGCCACGGACUGUCCAGCUCGUGCACGUUACGCACCUGCUGGAAAAAGAUGCCUCAUUUCCGCGAGGUGGGCGACCGGCUUCUGCAGCGCUUCAACGGCGCUUCCAAAGUGAUGGGCGGCAACGACGGCAAGACGCUGAUCCCCGUAGGGCAGAACAUCAAACCCCCGGACAGGCAGGAUCUGAUCUACUCGGACGAGUCGCCCGACUUCUGUCUGGCUAACCGUAAAACGGGUUCGCUGGGGACGCGGGGGCGAGUGUGCAACAGCACGGCCAUGGACAUCAGCGGCUGCGACUUGCUCUGCUGCCAGCGCGGCUACCGUGAGGAAACGCUGGUGUUCGAGGAGAACUGUCUGUGUCGCUUUCACUGGUGCUGUGUGGUCCAGUGCAAGAAGUGCACCAUCCAAAAGAACCUAAGUCUCUGUCACUGAUGAACUGGAACGGAUCCCCGUAACGAUUAUUAUUUUUUUUUUUUAUUAUAUUGAGAUUUUUGUGGGUUUGUUGUUUUUUUGGCCAUUGUAAAGACUGUGGUUCUCCGUGUUGCACCUAUCCUGCUUAUAGCAUUCCUUAAGAUAUUUGCAUUUUCCUGGUAAUAAAAAACAUUUUCUCGAUUUCGGAUGAAAGCCGAUUAGAACUUCUUGACAAUAAAACAUGUCGUGUGCCGCUCAA
This is a messenger RNA of Syngnathus typhle (broad-nosed pipefish), 1868 nucleotides long. It is a transcript of the gene wnt6b, whose product is annotated as wingless-type MMTV integration site family, member 6b. The record is from RefSeq and is a predicted model, not a curated record. Gene Ontology annotation, biological process: canonical Wnt signaling pathway; neuron differentiation; multicellular organism development. Gene Ontology annotation, molecular function: cytokine activity; frizzled binding. Gene Ontology annotation, cellular component: extracellular region. The transcript is spliced from 4 exons. Bases 566 to 1630 code for a protein of 354 amino acids. NCBI's taxonomy places the organism in Eukaryota, Metazoa, Chordata, Actinopteri, Syngnathiformes, Syngnathidae.